AUGGCUGUUGCGUUUCGGCUCAGCACAGCAGUACUCCCCUCGCUCGCGGCACCCACAGUGUCCCCCGCCAACGCCGCAAAGCCCGCCCUUUCUUCUGCAUCCCGCGUCGCCUUGCUCCCUUUUAUCGCCGUCCGCUGUUCCGUUACUCCUCAGCGAUCCGCCGCGUGUCGAGCAUCCACUGCCGUCGACUCGGCCACGUCAACAGGAACCAUGGCUGACGCGGCAGCUCCGGCGACUGACGUCAGCGCGUCCGCUGGUGACGUGGAUUCGCGCAGCAGGUGCAGGAUCUGCGCGGCGGUGACGGCGACAACGGUGGGGGGAAUGCGGGAGCAGAUGGCGCAAGCGAAAGCGGCUGGAGCGGACACGGCGGAGCUCCGCGUUGACCAUUUGACCGAGUUUGACCCCAGCGUUGACCUCCCUGCGCUCCUAAACGACCGCUGUCUUCCCGUUAUUGUCACAUGCCGCCCCACGUGGGAGGGCGGCAAGUACGCGGACCCGGACGAGGAGAGGCGCCAGCAGGUGCUGGCGAUGGCCAUGGACAUGGGCGCUGAGUUCAUUGACGUCGAGCUGCAGGUCGCCUCUGAUUUCAUCCAGAAGCACGUUGCGCCUCGCCGCGCCGCUGGUGACGGUGUGACAGCAACGCGUGUGAUUGUAUCGAGCCACAACUACAACGUGACCCCGCCGCUGGAGGAGCUGAGGGCGCUGGUGGCGCGCAUAGAGGCUGCCGGGGCCGACAUUGUGAAGUUCGCCACCACAGCCACGGAUAUCACUGAUAAUGCACGCGUGUUCCAGAUAUUGAAGGAGGCGCAGCGCCCCACCAUAGCUCUGGUAAUGGGUCCCAAGGGUCUCAUCAGCCGCCUCCUCGCGCCUAAAUUCAACGCCUUCCUCACAUUCGGGGCGAUCACCCCGGGCGCUGAGUCAGCGCCAGGUCAGCCGACGGUCGCUGAGCUGGCGGGCACGUACCGGCUGGCGGGGGUGGGCCCGGAAACGCACGUGUUUGGGCUGGUGGGGAACCCGGUGGGGCACAGCAAGGGCCCUGUGCUGCACAAUGCGGCGCUGCGCCAUGUGGGGUAUGACGGCGUGUACGUGCCGUUCCUCGUGGACAAUGUGCCGGAGUUCCUCAAGACGUUUGACAGCCCGGACUUCAAGGGGUUCAGUGUGACCAUUCCGCACAAGCUCGCGGCGUUGGAGUGCUGCCAAGAUGUGGAACCUCUAGCCAAGAGCAUAGGCGCUGCCAACACCAUCAUUCGGGGGGAGGGCGGCCGGCUGAUGGGGUACAACACAGACUGCAUGUCGGCCAUAGAGGCCAUAGAGGACGGGCUCAGGCAGGCAGAGGGAGGCAGCAGCAGCUUGGAAGCUUCCUCCUCGCCCCUCGCUGGCCGCCUCUUUGUGGUUGUCGGGGCGGGGGGUGCCGGGAGGGCUCUGGCCUUUGGAGCUAAGGAGAGGGGUGCGGAUGUGAUUAUAGCGAAUAGGAGCUAUGGCAAGGCGGAGGCGCUGGCUGCGGCUGUGGGCGGCACUGCCGUGCCUCUGCCGUCCGUUUCUGGUGAUGGUGAUGUGGCAGCGGGCGGCGAUGAGCUGGCGGCGGUGCUGCAGGAGAUGCAGAGAGGGAGGAGCGGGCGUGCUGUGCUGGCAAAUACGACGUCUGUGGGCAUGCACCCUCACGUGGAGGAUACUCCUGUGGGCAAGGCUGUGUUGCAGGAGUGCAGUCUGGUGUUUGACGCGGUGUACACCCCCAUGGAGACCCGCUUGCUCAAGGAGGCCAAGCAGGCAGGAGCUGCAACAGUCAGCGGCGUGGAGAUGUUUGUUGGCCAGGCGGCUCGACAAUUCGAGCUCUUCACUGGAAAGCCAGCUCCUGUGUCGUUGAUGCGUGAAGUGACUUUUCGCCAAAGUUCUGCCGAUAAUCCGCCACCCUCCUCUCGCUACCCUCACAUCAUGGAAGCGGAGGAGCCUCCGCGCGCGCGCACUCUCCGCAAUGCCGCCAAGCGCUGGAGCGUGCCGGCCGUCCUGCACCCCGCGUCGGGCCGGCUCGUCCCCAUGGACGACUGGGCGAUAUCUGCCGCCGUCUCCGCGCAUAGCGACGGCGCGCCGGCCGCCGCUCAUUCCGGCGCGUCUUCUGGCCACGACGAUUUCUUGAAGAAUUUGACGAGCCGCAGCCGGAAGUGGAUUGGCGGAGCGCGCACGACCGGGAGGUCCGGGACGGCAUCGUUUCGCGACGCGGAUAACGCGGCGGCUGCAACGGGCGCGGCGCCGGCGGCGCCGCCGUCGCUGAAUAACGUGCCGGAUCCGGUGCUGCUUAAGAUUCUGAUGCGCGUGGAAUCGCCACGAGACCGGGCGGCUUGCGCGCUGGUGUCCCUGCGCUGGUUCUGGCUGGAGAAGCGUUCUCGUCGCGCCAUGACCCACCUGGACCUGUCCCAGCCGUCGCGCCUCCUCAACCUCUCCCCUUCUUCCCCCUCUCCUCCUUCCCUCCCUUCCCCCUCCACUGGUGCCCCCCAGGUGUCCCCACGCUGGUUCUGGCUGGAGAAGCGUUCCCGCCGCGCAGUGACCCACCUGGACCUCUCCCAGCCAUCGCGCUUCCUCGAGUCGCUCCCCCUCGCAUUCUUCCCGCGCGUCACCUCGCUCUCCCUCAACUGCUCUCUCUACCGCCGCCCCUGCUCCGCGGACCGGCUCUAUGACUUUAGGGAAUUGCACGUGCUGGAGCUGCUGCAUCUCAAACGGAUCCUGAAUCAACGGCCCUGGGAGAAUCUGGAGUUUGUCGACUCGCAUUUCCUGCUAGAGGGGCUGCCUAAAACGGGGAUGGGGUAUGGGGGAGGGUUUGUGGGCGCGGGAGGGGGUGGGGGAGCGGGAGGGGGAGGGGGAGCGGGUGGUGGUGGUGGCGGUGCUGUGAACUUGCAGAGUGGGAGUUUCAGUGCCAGCGGAGCUGGCCCAGUGCUCUGCCCUGCGCCAUCUGGUCAUCUCCCAGACCGUCAAGGGCAACCCUCCUCUCCUAUAACGUGCAUUUCCCUUGUUCCCCGCCUUUUUCUGCCGCCCCUUUCCCCCAAACCCCUCUCAGAUGCUAACCCAGGAGCUCGCCCAAUGCUAACCCAGGAGCUGGCCCAGUGCUCCGCCCUGCGCCAUCUGGUCAUCUCCCAAACCGUCAAGGGCAACCCGCGCCUGCUGGAGCGAGCCUUCUCCUCCCUGCCCCUCCUCACCUACCUCGACCUGGGCAACCUCAAGAUCGAAACCCCAGGCGCGUCCGGGCCCCCGCUGCUGGGGGCGACGGAUGGGAUGCUGAGGGAAGUAGCGCGGUGGUGUGCGGUGGUGGAGGAGGUGUAUGUGGGCCCGCAUGCGACGGUGGUGGGGGUGGAGGCGGUAGCGGGGAAGUGCAAGCAGCUGAGGGUUCUGGGGGAUGUGACUGCUGCGUGUCGGGACUCCAUGCACUUGAUGAACAAGUGGGCCACCAACGAGACUCUAGAGGAGGUGGGCCGCUCAUGCCCGUCCCUGCGCUCGCUGCUCAUCCGCUGCAACGCAGACAUCACAGACGCAGGCCUGGUGGCACUGGCUGCACUCAACCCCAACCUCACCCAUCUCAACGUAUUCGCCCUCGCCCACUCCCUCACAUACAUCUCCCUCGUUUCCGCCGCCCGCCACUGGACCUCCCUCGAAACCCUCAUCCUGCCCUUCUGCGAGCGAGACGACCGGGCCGACCUGCCCGACCUGGUGAAAGUUCUUUCUUCCAGCUGCCCGAAGCUGAAAGUUUUUUCGAUCGGGCUGUGUGCGCAUAGGUAUUUUGAGGCGUUGUUGGAGCUGCUGGGAUCGUGUUCGUCGUUAGAGUAUGUGUAUCUGUAUGAGAGCUGCCAGGAGGGGCAUGAAUUCACCAUGGCUGAUCUGAGGAAGGCUGCUGCCAAGGAGAAAAGGAAACCGCUGAUUUGCUACGCUGCUGGGUCGGCGGAGGGGAUUUGA
Messenger RNA from Closterium sp. Naga37s-1, 3939 nucleotides. The record is from the annotation of a GenBank genome assembly. NCBI's taxonomy places the organism in Eukaryota, Viridiplantae, Streptophyta, Zygnematophyceae, Desmidiales, Closteriaceae.